UUUUAUUUGCGUACACGUUAGCGUGUACCUAGACACAGCGUUCCCGUACGUUGUCGGUCUUUUCAACACUUCAAAGUAAACAAAUAUUCGCCGUGGUGAAUCUCGAAUAUGUGGUGCAAGGUGCUUGCCGUUUAACGAACACUUUCAUGAGCACUCAAAUAUUUGAUAUUUAGCAAGCACUUGUUCAGUAAUUGCCAAAUACCGCAUAUCUGGCGCCGCCUUUAAUUGCCUCCCAGUGGUGACAUAAACGUCAAAGUCUUGAAAUGCCCUAUUAACUCAGAAAUGUCCAAAAAGAGAUAUGACAUAUGACAUGACUGACAAGUUUGUUGAUUGUUGUAUCCAUAUCCAUUUCCUAGCGAAUAGCGAUUUUGUUUUUAGUUUGUUUAUUGUUUAUUUGUUACUUUAACUUUACGAUUGUUAGCUUAGCUAUGGAGUGUAACAUUAAAAUCAAGGAAGAGUCUGUUGAAUGUGGCCAAAGGUACAUAGAGAAUCAGCUAUUCACAUCAACCAAUCUUGAGGACAUAAAGAAUGGACCAGCUGCUAGGGCAGUAAAAGCUGAAAUUAAGAAAGAGUUCCUUGAAAGUGAUCCAAGAUAUAUAAAGGGUGAGGUAUUCACCUCCUUUGAUCUGAGAGACUUAAAGAAGGAACCAGAUGAGUAUAACUCAGAUCAGGAAGUAAAAGCUAAAAUUAAGGAAGAUUUAGGGAGUCAGCUAUCCACCUCUCAUGAUCUGGGAGACUUGAAGAAUGAACAUACCUCAGGCUUUCUUGGAGAAGAAAACACAUUGGAAGCUACAAAAACAAUACUUGUACAUUCAAGUGAUAAAGAAAAACCUAUGCACCGACCCGUAGAAGAAAAAACAGAGACAGUUCACACAGAAAAAAAGCCUCACAAGUGUGAAAUUUGUUAUAAGGAGUUUAUGUAUAAAAGUUGUUUGUUUAAACACAUGAUAGUUCACACUGGCGAAAAAUCUUUCAAGUGUGAAAUUUGUUUAAAGCAGUUUGCUCAGUCGGGUAGUUUAAAAAGACAUUUGAGAUUGCACACAGGGGAAAAACCUUAUAAGUGCGAAAUUUGUUUUAUGCAGUUUAAUAGAGCAAAUAAUUUGAAAGUGCAUUUAAGUGUGCACACUGGAGAAACUCCUUACAAGUGUGAAAUCUGUUUCAAGCAGUUUACUGAGAAAAGAAAUUUGGACGACCAUACGAAACUUCACACGGGCGAAAAACCGUAUAAGUGCGAAAUUUGUUUGAAGCCGUUUACUCAAUCAAGGCAUUUAAAAUUGCAUAUGAUAUUGCACACUGGCGAAAAACCUUACAAGUGUGAAAUCUGUUUAAAGGAGUUUACUUAUAAAAAUUCUUUGGAUAAACAUACGAAUGUUCACACUAGAGAAAAACAUUACAAGUGUGAAAUUUGUUUCAAGCAGUUUAUUUAUAAAAGUUCUUUGUAUCAUCAUAUUAAAGUUCACACUGGCGAAAAACCUUUUAAAUGUGAAAUUUGUAUAAAGCAGUUUGCUCAAAAAUAUUCUUUGGAUGAGCAUACAAAAGUUCACACUGGCGAAAAUCCUUACGAAUGCGUGAUCUGUUUUAAGCAGUUUACUCAUUCGUGUAGUUUAAAAAGACAUUUGAGAUUGCACACUGGGGAAAAACAUUACAAGUGUGAAAGGUGUUUUAAGCAGUUUAGUGAAUUAAGUACUUUGAACAGACAUUUGAGAAUACACACUGGAGAAAAACCUCACAAGUGUGAAAUUUGUUUUAAGCAAUUUAGUGAAGCAGGUCAUUUGAAAACACAUUUGAGAGUGCACACUGGGGACAAACCUUACAAGUGUGAAAUUUGUUUUAGGGAGUUUACUACAGCAAGCCAAUUGAAAAAUCAUUUGAGAUUGCACAGUGGGGAAAAACCUUAUAAGUGUGAAAUUUGUCUAAAGCAGUUUGCUCGUAAAUAUUCUUUGGAUGUACAUACAAAAGUUCACUCUAGAGAAAUGCGUUAACUCCUUAAUGUACGCGCUCGACUCUGACAUGAGCGUGCCUUACUGGCAAUUUUGUACACGCUCGACUUUGACACGAGCGACCAUCAAAUUUUAAUCUUUUAAUUUUUCAAGCACUUGCGAAGUUGGUAUUUGUAUAAAAGCGUAUACAUAUCUAAAUAGCGGUAAAAUAUUUUCUACAUUUAAAAUUCAUAUUUUAUAUUUUACAUCUAUACCUUUUUUUAUUGCCCAGACUGUGUUGUCAUUGUAAAAUGAUAUUUAUUUAUCUAAUCACUUGCAGUAGGAACCAUUGACAAUUGGUACAUUGAAUUUUGUUGAAUUGUUAAAAAUCUGUUUUUAUUCGAAGCGUUAGUGUACUAAACAGCGGUACAUAGAUACCUUUUUUAUUGUCCAGCCAGUGUUAAGACAUUGUAAAAUGAGAUUUAUUUUCUAAUAACUUACAGUCCGAACCAUUGACAAUCGAUACGAAUUGAAUUUUGUCGAAUUUUCAGUAUUUUGUUUUUAUACAAAGCGUUAGUACAUUUGAAGCAGUCUGAAGUGAAUCGUGUUUUUUUAUUCUUAGAACUAUUGUAUGCCUUAUAUAGGGUGUCCCAACAGUAGCGAAACGGUCGAAUAUUUCGCGAACUAAACAUCGGAUCGAAAAACUGAAAAAUACGUUUUCAAUCAUUUUUAAAAAUCUAUCCAAUGACAUCAAAUUCGAUCCCCCACUCCAUUCCCUAGAGGUGGGGUGGGGGUAACUUUGAAAUCUUACAUGGAAACCCCAAGUUUUUAUUUCAGAUUUGGAUUCCUUAUGUAAAAGUAAGCAACUUUUAUUCGAGACAUUUUUUCGAAUUACGGAGCGCCGGAAAAAACAAUUUAUCGUGAUACCAUAGGUGAAUUAUAGAAAAAAUCAAAAAAUAUGUAUUUGAUAUUUUUCAAAAACCUAUUGAAUAACGCUAAAUAUGACCUUCCACCUCACCACCACUACUUGGGGUGGGGGUAACUUUAAAAUCUUAAAUGGCAACCUCCAUGUUUAUUGCAGAUAUGAAUUCGUCUUUUUCCAAUUAUAGCGCCAUCUAUCAUCAGCAUCAUCAUCUUGGUGCUACAGCCCUUAGAGGGCCUCGACUUUCUCAAGCUUUCUACGCCAUUCUGUUCUGUCCCUUGCUUGCAUUUUCCAGUUGCCGACUCCGAUCUUCUCGGCAUCCUGUGUUACCCCGUCCAUCCACCUCAGCUUUGGUCUACCCUGUCUUCUCAUUCCCACGGGUUGCGCUGUUAAAAUCUUUUUUUUCAUGUUCGAUUCAGGGGCCCGGGCUACAUGUCGUGCCCACUGCGCCAUCUAUCAACAAUUCUAAAAAAUGUUUCGAAUAAAUGUUGCUUAAUUUUUCAUGACGAAUCCAAAUCUGCAAUAAAAAAUGGAGGUUGCUAUUAAGAUUUUAAAGUUACCCCCCACCCCACCUCUAGGGGGUUGGGUGGAGGAUCAUGUUUAGUGGUAUUCGAUAGGACUUUGAAAAAUAUUAAAUACGUAUUUUUUGGCUUUUCAUUUCCGGAAGUGUAUUUUUCGAGAUGUUAGACCGUUUCUAUAAUUUACCUAUGGCAUUGUUUAUAUAGGGAUAGUUGGUCAGCCCAAUAGGAAAAUUUGUUUGAUUCAAAUUGAGACAGUCACCAGAUGUCCCCACAAUUUCUGUCAGGGUCGCAACGUCAAAAUGCAUAGACACCAAGUUGGAUACGAUCCUAUUCAUAACACCCCAACUCGCAUACAUAUU
Diabrotica virgifera virgifera (western corn rootworm) is the source of this 3721-nucleotide messenger RNA. Its product is annotated as zinc finger protein 239-like. Gene Ontology annotation, molecular function: DNA-binding transcription factor activity; RNA polymerase II cis-regulatory region sequence-specific DNA binding. Gene Ontology annotation, cellular component: nucleus. The record is from RefSeq and is a predicted model, not a curated record. Lineage: Eukaryota; Metazoa; Arthropoda; Insecta; Coleoptera; Chrysomelidae. The coding region runs from base 429 to 1982 and encodes 517 amino acids. Gene Ontology annotation, biological process: regulation of transcription by RNA polymerase II. The transcript has 4 exons.